Harpia harpyja (harpy eagle) is the source of this 1519-nucleotide messenger RNA. RefSeq names its product fukutin related protein (gene FKRP). Gene Ontology annotation, biological process: protein O-linked glycosylation via mannose. The record is from RefSeq and is a predicted model, not a curated record. NCBI's taxonomy places the organism in Eukaryota, Metazoa, Chordata, Aves, Accipitriformes, Accipitridae. Gene Ontology annotation, cellular component: Golgi apparatus.
UGCUGAGCCCCCGCUGAGACCACCCCACUCAUGACCCAUGUGGCACCACUGGUAGGACCUGGCUGGGGGGGUGCUCAUUAAUUAAUUAGCAGAGGGAGGCUAAUUAAGAGCCCCCCCACCCAAAGCUCCAGUAUGCAGGUGACGCUGAGCCAGGCCACCUUGGCAGGAGCCAUCAGCCUCAACCUCCUCCUCCUCCUCUACUGCACCUGGCGGGGACCGGGGGGAUCACCUCCCUCCUGCCGUCCCCCCCGCAGCAUCCCCAGCAUCACCAUCCUUCUCUGGGACUUUGAGAACGACCUGUACCAUUACCGGCAGAGGUCAGCCUGUUACCACUGCAUCCCACGGCGGACCGACCUCCACCAUUGGUGCAUCCCAAGCUCCACGUCCGCAUUCAUCACACAGCUUUGGUCCCUGACAGCACCCACGCCGUCCCUGGGCUGUUGGAACACGUGGGACACGCUGGAAGAAGGUGCCAGUGACACCCGGUUGGUGGCAACACCGGUGGGAUUGGUGCUGUUGCGGUGCCUGGAACUGAGGUUGGAACCACGGGUGUGGACAGUGCAGUACGGCCCCAGUAUGCCAGGGGUUUGCCAGGCGGUGGAAGGAACAGCAGUGCUGCUGCUUCGCACCCACAACCUCUUCACUCUCCCCUUCCCCUUGGCGCAACCGGUGCCCACUGCACUCUUCAUCCAGGCGGUGUUCCAGGGUUGGGGGCUCCGGUUGAUGCCGGCAGCAUUCCCUGCAGCUCGCUGAUCUCCCAUCUCCCCCCACAGCCAUUGGAAAGCCAAAAUGGUGGAAACCCGAUGACACCAGUUGAUGCACAACCUUGGCAUCAAACAGGAGGUGCUGGCGGACGGGCGGGAGCACUGGCACAGCUGCAGCAAGGAGACGGUGUGGUGUUUUGGCACAGUGCACACCCGUACCCAGUACCUCCUUGCCGGGCGGUGGACCCCCCUGUGCUGCCUAUGGGCACUGCGGGAAACCGCCCGGCACAUAGCCGGGAUCCUGGAGGCCGCCGGCGUACAGCACUGGUUAGAGGGGGGGUCAUUACUGGGGGCCACCCGCCUCGGGGACAUCAUCCCUUGGGAUUACGACAUGGAUUUGGGAAUUUACCAGGAAGACGUGGGUAAAUGCUGGUGGCUGGCGGCAGUGGUGCCGGUGGAAGACGCCGAGGGUUUCCUUUGGGAGAAGGUGGCAGAGGGAGACUUUUACCGCAUCCACUACAGCCAGAGCAACCGGUUACACGUGGACCUGUGGCCCUUUUACCCCCGCGGGGGGGGGGUGAUGACCAAGGACACCUGGUUGGGGCACCCCCAGGACGUGGAGUUCCCCAAAAGUUUCCUCCGUCCCCAGGUGCUGAUGCCUUUUGCCGGUUUCACUGCCACGGCACCCAACAACGCCCGCGCCUUCCUCAAGCUGAAGUUCGGGCCGGAAGCCAUUGAAAACCCCGAGUACCCCAACCCCACCAUCAAGUGCCUGGGGCAGGACUGAGGGGGGGGGGGUGUCCCCAUGGGGGGUC